AUGCCAGAACCUCUCGUGUCUCUCCAACCUGAGGUCUUGAAUGCUAUGAAAGCAUUUACAGAGAGUAUCGUCAAAGACAAGGAAGCCGAAGUCGCUGCACUCAAAGAUAAUGCCACUCCAAAGUCUCCUUCUGCGAAAAAGACGACUCCGGCUUCUGGCAAGAAGCGCAAGGCUGAAUUGUCCCUCGAUGAAGACAUUGCUGCAAACAAGGCAAACUUGAACGAUGCCAUCGAGCACGCCUCCUUUGAGAACGAUAGACUUCCCAGCUGCAAUGUCAUCCGCACCAAGUUGAACAAGCUCUUUGACUCGGGUGUCAUGAACAAGGCUGAGUUCUGCAGAGCCACCGGUACUAACUCAAAGUCCCUUGACAAAUUCCUCAAGCAGAAAGACCCCUUUGGCGGAUCUAAUAGUGCUGUUUGGCGUAAUGCAUAUGUAUGGUUUCAACAGCGUAAAGUUAUGGGUCUCAAAAUGCCAGAUGCCAAGAAACGCCAACUCGAGGAGAGUAAGAAGGACACUGUCGACGGAACUCCCUCCAACGCUGCAGCUACAAAAGCCCUCCCUGAUAUCAGUGAGAUCCACCUUGAAGGUGAAGAAACAGAUGUGGUUCCCAUCUACGAUGGCUGCGAUGAGAUCCGCCGCAAAAUAAACGCACACAUGAAAGUAACCAGCGUGACCCAAGCGCAAUUCUGCAGAGAUAUUUACGCACAGUUCAACGCACCCACGUGCAAAGGUAUCUAGUCAAAGCAACUUUCAGACUUUCGAAAUGCAAAGGGCAGUAAUGCCGGGGCGAAGAGUUCAGUGUUUUAUGGAGCAUAUGUUUAGUUUGAGAAGAUGAGGAUCGCGCAGGGCAAACCGGUUACAAAACACAGAGUCGAAAUGACUUUUAUUCAUCCUGGGGACAUUCCGAGAGAUCGUGAUGAUAGGACUACUUGGGUCAUUGGUGCAGCUUAACGAGGCUUCUGUCGUUCGGUUUGGAAUGAAUGGGGAAAUGGUCGAUGUGUUCUGUUCGGGUGUUUGAUCUCGUGGGAUUGAUAGGGAUCGUGCUUGGUUGAUAUCUGCUGGUCAGUAUGUAAAAGGGCGCUGUGUCACUUGGGUAUUUGCUUA
This is a messenger RNA of Fusarium odoratissimum NRRL 54006, 1104 nucleotides long. RefSeq lists its product as uncharacterized. The record is from RefSeq and is a predicted model, not a curated record. Bases 1 to 738 code for a protein of 245 amino acids. NCBI's taxonomy places the organism in Eukaryota, Fungi, Ascomycota, Sordariomycetes, Hypocreales, Nectriaceae. The transcript is spliced from 2 exons.